CUGAGCCCAUUGCGCGAGAGCUUCACGUCUUGGAUAGAAUCCUGCAAGAGACGGUGCGCCAAGUCGGUCUGCACUGCUGGGAGCGUGGAAAGCUGCUCCAAAAAGUGAGGGCCAGGUACUGGAGCAUCAUCGAGGAGGCGCUGGGAAUUUCAUCCAUCCUGAAGCGCGACAUGAUGUCGCUCAGAAAAGACCUUCGCGACCGCAUAACGCAGUCCGUGCAGCACGCCAAGGACAAGGAGAUUCUGACCCGUCGGCUCAUCGAAGAGACACAAACGACUGCGGGAUUGAGGGAUGAGCUUGGAAAGAUGGCUCAUGAAGUUGAGGCGAUGGAGCGGCGCCUUCGAAGGGGUCGUUUCGAUAUCAUCGAAGAGGAGCUGGCGAAGUACAAGUUCAAGAUGGACAAGCAGAUGGUCGAUUUCUCGGACCGAACUCGAAGGGCUCUGCAUCAAGAAUUCGAGGAGAAGCUGAGAAAACGCCAACAGGCGGCGUCCUCCGGAGACUCUCAUUCCGGGGAAGAGUCCACCUGA
Messenger RNA from Ostreobium quekettii, 527 nucleotides. The record is from the annotation of a GenBank genome assembly. NCBI's taxonomy places the organism in Eukaryota, Viridiplantae, Chlorophyta, Ulvophyceae, Bryopsidales, Ostreobiaceae.